Closterium sp. Yama58-4 is the source of this 1323-nucleotide messenger RNA. The record is from the annotation of a GenBank genome assembly. NCBI's taxonomy places the organism in Eukaryota, Viridiplantae, Streptophyta, Zygnematophyceae, Desmidiales, Closteriaceae.
AUGCGAGGCACAGUGACGUCGGGGCAAGGGAUGAGGGAGGACGACGUGGAGGGUGGCGGCAGAAAGAAGCGGGAAUUGUCGGGUGGAGGUGCAGCGCGGCCGGCAGCAGGGAUGUCAUACGAUGACUUUCUGCUGCAGGGGGGGUCGGCUGCACGCAACGGCGGGAAGGGGCUCUCUGGGAGGGAGCAGCGUGGAAAAGAAGAGAACAAAACAGUGCACUGGCCGGUGGGGCCUAGCCAAUCAGAGGAGCUGGUGCAGCUGGUGCGGAGUGAGAGCAGUGAGCAGCGGGCAGCGCGGUGGUUACCACACCUGCUGCCGCCCACCUACAUCCCCAGCAACCACCGCCGCCGCCUGCGCUCCAUUGAAUUCAACCCGGCCAACCCCGCACACUGUGCUGUCAGCUCGCUGGACGGGACUGUCAGCUUCUGGGCCAUCACCCCCUCUGGGCGCAACAUGAGUCGGCGCUUCACGUUGGACUGUGCGCCGAGCAAGCGCUGGCCGGAGGACAUAGCGUGGCACCCCUCGGGCUCGCACCUGCUCGCCGCCUUUGAGGCCGACGGCAAGGCGUGCCAGGUGGCGGCUCUCAGGAAUGCACCCAAUGCCCCCUGUGUGCCGCUACCAGCACGGCCGCACCACAAGGGUGUGGUCAACAGCAUCCGCUACCUGCCGUGGGAGGGGCCGCCCUACGUGUUCGCCACGGGCGGCAGUGACCACGGGGUCGUGCUGUGGCGCGAGGAGCACACUCAAGGGGGGGCAGCAGGGGACCUGCCCAAGCUGACGCCCAAGCUGCUGCACGGCACGCGGCACACAGCGGGCGUGUACGCCACGGAGGGGCUGCGGGGGCGCAGCGUGGUGCUGUCGGUGGCGGCAGACAAGCGCGUCCUGGGGUGCGACGCGGAGAGGGGCGGCGCACAGCUGCUGUUCUCCGCCAUGCUGGACUCGCGCCUCACUGACGUGCUCGCUAACCCCGUUGACUUCAACCUCUUCCUCGUUCAGUCUGGCACGCCAUGUGAGCAGCUGAGGCUGUACGACUUCAGAGCGCCGCGCAAGCAGCAGCACAUAUUGGGGUGGGAGCAGUCGGCGUCCGACUCACAGUCCGCGCUCAUCUCCUCCUGCUGGGCGCCCAGCGGCCUGCAGAUCAGCGUGGGGUCAGCAGAUCCCAAGGUGCACAUAUUCGACGUGCGGUGGGGGGGAAUGAAGCCACUGCUCACAGUGGAUGCGCACGACAAGCGCGUCUUCAAGGCCGGUUGGCAUCCCACCCAGCCCCUGAUUGUUUCCAUUGCCUCGGACCUCAAUAUUGGCCUCAACCCCAUUCGCACGUGA